UGGCUGGAGUAUAGUACUUCUGACUGAGUCUCCAAUUACAUUGUAUAAAACAGAACCGGUUUGCUUGUGUGAGAAAAACUACAGGAGAGAAACCAGCAGCAUUUAUCAUGUCAUUUGAUCCGCACAAGAUCUCUCGAGCAGAACUGUUUGAUUUCCAUGGCGUCUCAAUGACUCACUUUUACACAGACAACUGGGAGAACGUCCAAAACUUUCAGGCCAGGCCAGAUGAUAUACUUAUUGCAACAUACCCCAAAGCAGGAACCACAUGGGUCUCCUACAUCCUCGACCUGCUGUAUUUUGGUCAGACAGAGCGUCAGACAUCCACCCCAAUCUUUGAUAGAGUGGCUUUCUUGGAGAGCACCAUCUCGCCUUUGGGUCCAGGAAAAGACUUGGCGGACAACCUCCCCACCUCUCCUCGACUCAUUAAAACUCACUUGCCAGUCCAGUUUGUGCCAAAGUCCUUUUGGGAGCAAAACUCCAGGAUAGUCUACGUGGCCCGCAAUGCCAAAGACAACAUGGUGUCUUAUUUUCAUUUUGACCGCAUGAUCAGGACUCAGCCAGAGCCUGGAGAAUGGAGUAGCUACUUCCACAGAUUCAUGGAGGGAAAGAUGGUGUUUGGAUCCUGGUAUGACCAUGUGAACGGAUGGUGGAAGAAGAAACAGACUUACUCCAAACUCCAUUACAUGUUCUACGAAGAUCUGAGUGAGGAUACUGGACGGGAAAUAGACAACCUCUGCUCUUUUCUCGGUUUGUCCCGUUCGGACGAGGAGAAGAAACUAGUUGCAAGUGGAGUGCAGUUUGAUAAAAUGAAAAAUGACGACACAACCAACUAUUCUACGCACUGUGCUAUGGAUUUAAAAAUUUCUCCAUUCAUGAGAAAAGGGAAGGUUGGUGACUGGAAGAACCAUUUCACUGUGGCCCAGAGUCAACAGUUUGAUGAAGACUACGAGAAAAAGAUGAAGAAUUCCACACUUCAGUUCCGCACUGAAAUUUGAACAGGAUUGUGGAUUUAAAGAUGGAUCAAUGACGUUGAUGGUGUGAUGACCCCUCCCACUCUUUGGGUGGCUCUUGGUGAAUGAAUAUAUGAAUCAGUGAAUGAUUUAUUACUUAAUUGUUUGUUUUCGUGUCUGGCCGCUUACACGGCUUAUCCAUUAUAGGAUUAUUCAGACACAUUUUAAAUAAACACAAAACUAAAUACAGUAUGUACAUAAAGGGU
Molecule: messenger RNA, 1216 nt
Organism: Perca flavescens (yellow perch)
Lineage: Eukaryota; Metazoa; Chordata; Actinopteri; Perciformes; Percidae
Product: cytosolic sulfotransferase 3
Exons: 8
Coding region: 108-995 (295 amino acids)
Molecular function (GO): sulfotransferase activity
Source: RefSeq, a predicted model, not a curated record